AUGAGUCGGGCUGUGGUGCUGGUCCAGCCACUGCUGCUGCUGCUGCUGUGGGCCGCGGAUGCCCAAGUCCUGGGGGAGAGGAUUGUGCGCUUGCGGCUGGCCAGCGGGCGUGCCAGUUGCCAAGAUGGAGGCUUUCUAGACUCCGACCAAUGCGGCAGCGCUGCGCCGCUGGGCGCGGAGCUGCGGCUGCCACGGGAUGUGCAGCAGUUUAGCGUCCGCCCCGCCGGCAGCGGCGGCGGCGGCGGCGGCAGCAGCGGCGCCACUGCAGUCAUCAUCCAGGCUGUGGGACGCACGGCGUGCGCCCGCCGCUACCUGGCAGCGCUGCAGUGCGGCCGCGCUGCUCCGGUGUUCCUGCCGGGCGAGGCGCCUCCUGAACAGUCGCUGGCACUGUGGGAACUUAGCACGGUCGGCAGCAGGCAGCGCAUACGCAGCCUGGCCUGCCCGACCCAAUACCUUAGCUUGAAGGCCAGCUGCGAGGACGGCCGCUCCCAGCUCUUGCCGCUGGGCGCGGAGGGCGCCCUGCAGGACUGGCUGCUCAUCCAGCCGGCCCCGGCCUCCGUCGCCGAAGCGGCGGCGGCGGCAGACGAUGCAGGCGAUGAGCCCGCGGCGUCGCGCUCGGUGCAGCGGCGGCGGCGCCGGCGCCUGCUCAGCGCGCCGCGGCUGUUGAUUGAGGGGGAGGGCGUGGGGCGCGGCAUGCCGGAGCUGCUGGGCGACGAGCCGUACUACCAGCAGGAGGCAGGUCAUGAGCCCUAUGCUCCUGCCGCCUAUUACUAUGCCCCACACAACCCUGGCUACGAGCCCGUAGACGCAGAGGGCCACCCCCUGCUGGUGCCCAGGCUGCUCAUCGCGGCGGCCGCAAGCGCGCCGGGAGCAGGGCCGGCAGCGGCGCCGGGCGCGGCACCGGGCGCAGCACCGGGCACGGCGCCGGCAGCGGCACCGGCCGCCGCCGAGGCCGCGGCCGCCGCCGCCCCCGCCGCGCCCUCCUCCCCGCCCGCCCUGGCCGCCGCCAUCCCCGCCGCAGCCUCCCAAGCCUCCCCGACCCCCACCAAAGCCUCCGUCACCGCCCAGCCCCAGGCCGCCCCCGCGGCCUCCGCCCUCGCCGCCCUCGCCGCCGCCCAGGCCCAAGCCGCCGCCCAGGCCGAGCCCGCCGCCCAAGCCUCCUCCGCCCUUCAAGCCGCCGCCACGGCCCAAGCCUUCACCCCGGCCGCCGCCGCCUUUCAAGUCGCCGCCGCCGGUGAAGCCGCCCCCUCCCUUCCGCCCGCCGCCCAACCCGCCGCCCUCUCCCAGGCCGCCGCCGCCCACCAAGCCGCCACCUCCGUUCAAGCCGCCGCCGCCCAUCAAGUCGCCGCCGCCGGUGAAGCCGCCGCCGCCGUUCAGGCCGCCGCCAAAGCCGCCGCCGUCCCCUCGCCCGCCACCCCCCUUCAAGUCGCCGCCGCCAACCAAGCCGCCCCCGCGCGUGCGCUCGCCGCCAAAUCCAAAGCCACCACCCCCCACGCGCUCGCCACCCCCGCCACCAAAGCCCUCCAAGCCGCCGCCCCCAAUCAAGUCGCCGCCGCCAGCGCGGCCCCCGCCUCCACGCCGCCCGCCGCCUCCACGCCGCCCGCCGCCCAAGCGGCCGCCGCCAGGGAAGCGGCCCCCACCUCCUCGGCGCCCUCCUCCCAAGAGGCCCCCACCAGCCAAGCGCCCGCCCCCGCCACGGCGGCCUCCCCCCAAGCGCCCGCCACCCAGGCGCCCCCCGCCUCCAGUCAAGCGCCGGCCUCCGCCCAAGCGCCCGCCUCCCAGGCGGCCGCCGCCCAGACGGCCGCCGCCUCCCGUCAAGCGCCGGCCGCCUCCACGGCGGCCGCCGCCCAAGCGGCCUCCCCCGGUGAAACGUCCGCCCCCCAGGCGCCCACCCCCCAGAGUGUUUUCCCACUCCCCUCCACCGCCGCCAUGGUGCUGUCUCAGGAGGUUAGUGUCAGUCUCUCCAUCAUCGCGCUGGUGGGGCUGAUGGGCGCGGGCGUCGCCGUGGGAAGCGGCGUGGGCAUGAUGACCAUGGCGGCCGCCGAGGAGGCCAAGAAGCAGGAGAGCGCCGCCCCGGGUGUGGUGGCGCACUCGCCGCUGGAGAGGGUCGUCAUCUCCCGCGGCUUUGCCGCCUCCGUGCUCAACCACUAG
This is a messenger RNA of Chlorella variabilis, 2151 nucleotides long. RefSeq lists its product as hypothetical. Bases 1 to 2151 code for a protein of 716 amino acids. The transcript has 16 exons. NCBI's taxonomy places the organism in Eukaryota, Viridiplantae, Chlorophyta, Trebouxiophyceae, Chlorellales, Chlorellaceae. The record is from RefSeq and is a predicted model, not a curated record.